Messenger RNA from Aplysia californica (California sea hare), 5503 nucleotides. Its product is annotated as neprilysin-2. Gene Ontology annotation, cellular component: plasma membrane. Gene Ontology annotation, biological process: protein processing. Gene Ontology annotation, molecular function: metalloendopeptidase activity. NCBI's taxonomy places the organism in Eukaryota, Metazoa, Mollusca, Gastropoda, Aplysiida, Aplysiidae. The record is from RefSeq and is a predicted model, not a curated record.
UCACUCGCCACCCAGAGCGGAUAGCAGCCGUCUCUCGCCUACAGACCUUCGCUUUGUUGUUGUUUAUUCGUUCGUGACAUCUCGGGGUACCGUCAUCAGUGUGGAGCUCAGAUUCGGAACAAAAUUGACAACUUGUGAUUUGUUUUAGUUCAAAUAUUUUGUUUAUCAGUAAUAAUUUUGUUUUCUUUAAAUAAAUAUGUGAAGUCGGAUUCUGUGAGUGUGAAAAUUCGAAAAGCAAACUGUGCUGCAUUCUUUUUCCCUUGGCCUGACGUAUGACUUUCGGAAGAAACGCUUUUGAAGUGUUGUUUUUCCCAAAACAACUUUUCUUUCGCUGUUGGAGGAUUACUAAACUAAUGCGCACGAGUGGCUUUUGAUGACCUUUACAACAGUGGAAUAGCUGAAACUGUUAUAAGCAUCAGUGAUAACAUUUCUUGUAUGUACUCACCCCGUUCAAAAUGACUGCUUGUUUACUCAGCGUAUUUUCAGAUUACUUGAAACUUGUAUUAUGUGAGCAAACGUUUCCUUUUAUGUUUCUCAGAUAAGUGGAACGUUCUGAACAGAGGACAGACGUAUACUUGCGUUCUUCAUUAAAACUCGAGUCUUUCGGGGGAUUUCCUUUUGUGGCGUCAUUUGUACUGGACUAAACUAUAAGAUAAUAAUUUCGUUAAAUCUUGAUCACAAGGAAAUCACAGUCCCCGAAUGGUGAGAGAGAUGGCGGACAUUCUAACCCCUUCUCCUCACGACUUCACGGAGAGCAAAUUUCCGUUUCACUCUACUUCAAAGCUUGCCAUGGACACACAAUCGGGCUCCAAGCUGUCCAUGGAUACACUGAGCCCCCUGUCCCCUCUGGCCACGAACAUUAGAGACAAUGGCUGUGCCACGCUCCCAAAUGGAAAACCACACAACUACACCAGCAACAACGGUGGCAGCAACAAUAACAACGCCACCAUACGAAGCGUCGUGGGAGACACAGGGAGUUAUGGCAAACGCAGUAACCACAGCAGCGGAGAUAGCAGCAUCAGCAGUGGCGGUUCUAGCGUCAAUAGUGUCUUCUUUAGAGGGAGCGGCAAGCCACCAGUACCCGCCCCUCACUCCGGGAAUGAGUACGUUAGGGAACCUCUCAAGGUCUCCCAACACCUGCACUCUAAAACGAUCCAAUGCCCUCGUCUGUACCCACACGGGCCGUUGCCUAGCGACAGCAGUGACACCUGCCUCAAAUCGAAAAUUGGACUCUCGGAGGAAGUGACGUACACGAUAACGGACGAGAUGGACGACGCUUCCAACCAGGUGGUGUUUCUGCCCCCGCCCCCGACGGAUAUCGACUCGGACAACGACUCUGUCGGUGGUUGUGACAUCGGAGGUCCGUGCUCCCCUCGGCACCACGACUGGCGGUCCUCCCGGGACCUCAGCAAGUCGCCGACCUCGAGAACGUUCAGUGGACAGGGCAAUAACAAGUGCCUCUGCUGCAUGCUUCUGGUGUUUGUGAUGUCCACUGCCGGGCUUACCGCUGUACUGGUCCUGUUGUACCUGGGAGAGCUGCAGUUGGCGCCUAUUCCCAAGAUUCCCGCCAUUAGGGACCAGGGCCGGGCACAGCUAGGGGAAGGCGCGCUUGUCCGGGAGGUGUGUGAGACCCCGGCCUGCCUCAAGACGUCAUCCAGCAUUCUUUCACGUAUGAAUACAAGUGUCAACCCUUGUGAGGAUUUCUACUCGUACGCUUGCGGUGGAUACCUUGAGGAAGCGGAUCUGUCCUGGUUUAAAACGAGACUGCGGGAAUCUCCAGACGAAAUAAUUCAUGAACACCGGAAAUACAUUAUCGCUCGUCUCUACUGUGGCCGACUACGCCAACCCAUGGACAAGCCCGAGGGAUUUUUCUAGAGACCGGAUGUCGUCCAAACAGACGGAAGCUAAGAGGAACCUGGCUCAGCUCAACGACAUGCUUGUCCACCUGAUCAGACCAACAGUAAACGAGUCGGAUGCUAGGAACAUUGUGGACAACUUCCUUCGGCUUGAGGCGCACAUACAGAGGAUUCUGAAUACCGGCAGAGACAAGCUUGAUCACGAAAAUGAAGAGGAGGAAAUGUCCUGCGAUCCUUACAGCAGUCGAAAAACAAUGGGCGAACUCCAGGUCAAAUACAACGGUUUCGGCAUCGACUGGAUUGCUUUCUUCCAGAACGUGCUUGAUACCCAGGAUGCUUCUGACAUCAAAUUCUGCACUGUCAAACUGAGCCUGGAACUGCAACACUUGCUGAAAAUCACCCCCAAAGCGACCAUCCGACAGUUCAUCAUUCUCCACACCUUGAUUCACUCUGAUCUCUUCAUCCUUCUUAACUCCAACAACCACCAGAGUCUCGUGGAAACGCCUGAGGGUGACCUUGUUUCUGAAACACAGGAAGAGCAAUGCCUGGACCUCCUCCUGCACUUCCUACCCUCACUGGAAAAAUACUCGGGCUGUGACGAACAGAUUAUAUACGAAACUCGCCUUCACGCAUUCAACACAUUACGCAAUAUCAGAGAAGCUCUGUAUCAUGUGAUGACCACUUCGGUUCUCAUUGCCAAAGACAAUGCCGCUUACGUCACCAACUCCAGUAUGAAACCUGUAAUGGAAACCGUGAACCAGGAGCUAGUAACGAGGUGCCAGUCAGGAGCCGGACCUCAGGGGCCGUUCGAUGAAUACAGUUUCAAUUCGAAUAUGCUUCGAAUCAUACAGUACCACCAUGGGGAGUAUUUCCGUGGGCGACUCUCUCGUGCCGCCAGGGACUUGGACCUAUCAGCGCUAUGGAUCUCUGCCAGCGUGCAAGAUAGCCACCGGACCAGAGCUGGUCCCAUCGUGUACCCGUCACCCGUACCCCAGCCCAUUCUGUACGGCUCUCUCGGCACUUUUCUCGCUUCUCGGGUCGCGGAGAAAACCGGCAUUAACGAUUUACUGGAACAUCACCUAGAGCUCAAGUUGAACCACAGCAUCAUCAUGGCCCUUGCCUGGCGCCUCGACUGCCUCAGGGUCAUGUACGGACAGAUGAAAAUCCUGGAUUACGGAACUCAGGCUUACAAGGUAAACGGCCUAAAAACUAAAGACCAGCAAUGGAAGGACCAGCUUGCAAUGCAGCUUGCUCACCUGGCUUGGAUGAGAUCGGACAUGGAACUGGACGCUGACCAUUUUAUCCCUGGCCUCACCUUCACCAGACCCCAGAUGUUUUUUAUCGCGUUUGCACAGACUCGUUGUGAAAAGAUCAGUGAGAGGGGAAUCCUGCAGCAUUACGUCAGCAAAGGACCGAGGGACACACCCAGAAUUCCAGGCCGUCAGAUAAUCAAUGGAGUCUUGAGAAGUUCGGAUGCGUUCUCCAAUGCCUUUCAGUGCUCUGACAACGCUUACAUGAACCCAAUGGACAAAUGCAGAGUGAUUACAGAGUAGGUUGCGUUUCAGUGUCGACUGUUGGGUGCAAUGGGAUGCAAAAAGGGAGAAGAGGAUGACAUGGGUUCAAACCCUAACUGGUGUUUAUCUGAAAAGUGUGGUCAUUUUUACGGAAUUGUGAAUACCUGCUUCCUGUACAUGAUGUCAGAUUUGAACGUAGGAAUGUGGUACUUUUCAAUGUUCCAUUACAACGUUCAAUAGCAUAUUCGUUGAACUUGUCUACUCAGAGUAUCCUGAACUAAUAGUGGAUGUGGCUUAUUAGAACAGAGUGGGCCGGAAAAUAUCUGACCUGGUGAGUGAAAGGAUUGGAAGACAAAAGUGCUCAGCGUUUACUAGUAGUAAAUCAAGUCGAUGAGUUGUUUCGUGCAGUGGUGGGACUAUUAUUGUGUAUUUUCUAAGACGCCGAAAUAAUAUUUAUUGUUGCGAAUCAGACUGAUGGCAAAGGAAGAGACGACGGUCGUCCUAGACAAGUGAUGGGACAUAGGAAUUGCAUUCUGAAGAACGUACAUGCCGUUGUUCGCCAGCACAGCAGGAUGGGAUAUUGCGACCGUAAAUAAAUAAUUUUCCCCCCGAUUCACGGAGUUUACCAAGUGUCAGAUGGAGACCUGGCAAUCUGUAGCGAAGGAAUACAUGUAUAAUGACAACAGUUGUUUGCCGAUGGCAUCUUGUAUUAAUCCUCUAUGUCAUCCGGGCUAGCCAAUCAACCUUUGGUGAAGGCACAUGAACCUUCUAUUCAGAGGGGAUAUCCAAUAAUCACACACUUGCAUCUUUUUUUUAAAAACUUAUUCAAAGUUUACUUCAUCAAGAAAUAGAUUGAUGAUCUAAGAAAAUUGCGAGGUAUCAUAGUUUCAUACCAAUGGUGAAAUGAUGAUGAUUUUGACUCUUAGAAUUCUUUGGUUUCUUAUAGGAUCGGCAUUAUGAAACUAGAAAUCGAUGAACGCGAAAUAAGACAUAACCGAAGCAAAUCGAAACCCCGAUAUGGAAUAUUUAUAUUAUGUUGCGCCUUGACGAUUGAUUAAAUGUAAAAUGUCCGUUGUCUUGGUUUUCAUCGUCCCAGUAUCAUGUCAUCUAAUUCGAUGUGGAAAUGCACUUUAAAGCCACCAGUUUCACGUCGAAAAGCAGUCUAUCCUACAACACUCCCAUGUGUAACGUAACUUGGUUGCAUGCAUUAUAUUAUAAUAUAGCAUUCAAGCGCUCGGGCGUAAUUCAGGUUCCCCAUUGAAUGCACCAUUUGACUCUAUUUGGAACCAAAUGGAAGGCACGAAGGGAAAGUUGGCGCGCUCUCUCGACAAUAGUUAAUGGAUUGUUGCUCUUUAUUCGCUAUCGGGCACACAGUAGGCACCAGCGCAGCAAAUUUCAAUAGAAGAUAAAGAGCGACGGCCACGACGGUGCGCGGUCUAGGACUUGAUAAUCCAAGUCUGAGCUUAGUUAUAUGAUAAGUAGUGUCCUGUUUACACGUUUUGAGCAAUGAUUCUCAACAUAAGUUCGUCAUUACCAAAGACUCCAUUGAGGUCGGUUCUCCUUUUUCCGAUUCUUUUCUUUUCAUUUUUCUAGAAGCGAAAUGACUCUGUAGUUUUUAUUCCGAUAGACGGACGAUAGAAUAAUACUUUAUUGAGUACAAUUAAGUAUCACCGCUUCUAGUUAGUCCUGACUGGCUGGGUUGAAGUAGACUGCCUCAUAAAUGAUCAACAUCGACAGGAAAUUUCGAAAUUCGUAAAGUCAUAAAAACCACAGCAGGUGUCAUUAGACGCCAUGAGGAUUUAGCUGAGGCAAAAUUUCACAUACGAUACAAACAGAGACAAUAACGUGUUUGUUUUCCGUUUGUUAUAUUUUCAUCUUUGCCUUUAUAGACGAUAAGGGUGGGCAUGAGGGAUGAAAUUGCUGCUAAACGUAAUUUGCAGUGCAGACCACUAAUGUAAUACCAGGCCUCAAUCAAUUGCUUUUGUGCAAAUUACAAUUUUGAUCUUUUAAUAUAGAACGUGGGCAUCAUGGACAUACUUAAUGCACGCUACAGAUGUAAGAAUAAUAAUAAAAUCCACACUUAAUAAUUAAUAGAAGCUUAUGAGAAUAGAUAAUACAUUAAUAAUAAACAAA